GCAGCUGGGGGUGUUCUUUCCUGGCCAAGAGGUGUUUGAGGUCAGUGACAGACAAAAGCUAGCGGCAGUGGAGACAGUCAGCCAUGUUUAGACAAGCACUCAGGAGUUUUAGCACGGGUCGUGCGUUGCUUGAGUCCUCAUGCAAGGAGGGUACCAAGAUUAACUUAAACGUUUACAAGAACGGUAAGCCUAUUGUUGCGUUGAAGGACGAGGAGUACCCUGAAUGGCUUUGGGGCUUACUCGAUAAGGACCUCCAGAUGGAGGAGUUGAAAAACUCCGACUGGUUCAGAUACAACAGAAAGGUCAUCAAGAAGCAGAACGUUGCACGGAUAAAGAUGAACAAUUUCAUGCAGAAUAUGAAAUAGUGAUCGGGCUUCUCUUCUCCUCACUGGUUCUUGUAUAUAGUGAGGGUGGAUGCAUCCGCGGAAUGGAUUCCACAGAUGCAUCUGUCCUGUAUUUAGCUCUUCUAAUAGCUGGCUACUAAUAUAGUACAUUAUAGAUACGACACAGGGUAGUAUUCCGG
Molecule: messenger RNA, 523 nt
Organism: Pichia membranifaciens NRRL Y-2026
Lineage: Eukaryota; Fungi; Ascomycota; Pichiomycetes; Pichiales; Pichiaceae
Exons: 1
Coding region: 84-365 (93 amino acids)
Cellular component (GO): mitochondrial large ribosomal subunit
Molecular function (GO): structural constituent of ribosome
Source: RefSeq, a predicted model, not a curated record